Messenger RNA from Leucoraja erinaceus (little skate), 2690 nucleotides. RefSeq names its product outer dense fiber of sperm tails 3B (gene cimap1b). Gene Ontology annotation, cellular component: cytoskeleton. The record is from RefSeq and is a predicted model, not a curated record. NCBI's taxonomy places the organism in Eukaryota, Metazoa, Chordata, Chondrichthyes, Rajiformes, Rajidae. The transcript has 7 exons. Bases 151 to 915 code for a protein of 254 amino acids.
GCGGCGGCUGCCCGGGAAAAGCUCACUGAUCCCCCCCGGGAGGCGGAGAAAGGAGUCGCGCUGCACUCAAUUGUUGUGGUAAUCCUUGGCAGGCAGCAUUCUGCUCCGGUACCAAAACCAAACAAAAAAGCAUAAAUCCAUUCACCUACAAUGCCUGCUGAUCCGUGGGUUGGAACAUGGAGACCUCACCGCCCGAGAAUGGCGGUUGCAGCAAUGUACAGCGGCCCAGGUCCCAAAUACCUCCUGCCAGGACACACAGGUUAUACUGGCCAUGAUACAACAACAUACAGGGCUCCUGCUUAUUCCUUGGCUCAACGCCUUCCAGGAGCAAAGGACAGUGGCACACCUGCACCAAAGUCAAUCCCAGAAAAGAUGACUCACCAUGGGAAGGACACUGUCCCUGCAUGGACAAUGGGUCAUCGACCGAGGGACAUUGACCCGAGUAAAACACCAGGGCCAGCAAAUUACCGGACAGAUCCUGCAAAUAAAUUAGUUCACCGCUCUGUUCCAGCCUACUCCAUGGCUUUGCGGACCGUUGGGCUCAAGGGAAGUGAUGGCCCAGGACCUGCACGAUACAAGGAUGUACGCGUAUUUGGGCCGAACAUUCCACAUUUGAAAGCAGCACCUGCUUACACCAUGUCACAAAAAACAGCAUUUGGGAGCAUGCUGAGUAACAUUGUAAAAACUCCAGGGCCAUGUGCAUAUAAACACGUGGACACUGAUGUAUUCAAAAACAGAGCACCAAAGUACACCAUAGUGGAACGCAAUAUGAUUCCAGGAGACACCACAUUGAAACCAGGACCUAAUCGUUACAGGCCAGAAGAUGUAAAUGUGCAUAAAAACUAUCCCAAGUACACUUUUGGAAUCCAUCAUUCCGACUUCGUUGCACCUCUUAUUGUGACACCCUCGGACUGAGAAUCAACUACACAACCAGCCGCAAUUCCCGGCAUAAUCCUGUAUUGCUAAAAUGUCAAUUGUACUUCUUAAAAAAAAUCUUUCAUUUAAAUACCUAAUUCUUUUUCACCCUGUGUGUGUGAUGUAUAACCUGGAAGCUUUCUUCAUUAUGAUUUUGGUGAUGAAGCUUAACAACCCCCAAUCCCAACAAAUACCAUGCACUUGUCAAUGUCCCAAAGACAGAGAUUUCCAGGUUAGUUCCAGGUCUAAGUGACAGAUGGACUCCAAACGUAUUUACCCUUUAGGAACUCAAGCAGAGAUUCAGCGGUGAUUGUUACUUUUCAUCCUUCAGGUAUGCCAAGUAAUUUUGAGACUGCAUGACCUGACAUUUUCAUGGUCAGGAGGGAAUAGACAAGUGAAUCCUCUGCAUUCAUUUCUUCUUUAAUUUGGCUACUGUGGAUUUGUGUUGGGGAUUAUAAUAAAAAUGGUUCUGGAUGAUGCAGCACAAUUUGUGGAAUGGCUUUAAUUUUUUUUUCAGUCUUACUGAUUCAGAUUCAGAUUCAAUCUUUAUUGUCAUUGUGCAGUGUACAGUACAGAGACAACGAAAUGCAAUAGUGAAGGUAGGCACAGAAGGUGUAUCUGCUUGCCUUUGCAUCUCAUUUAGAUCCCAAUUGCCUUUGCAUCUCAAUUGCUGGCAUUAAAGAAGAUAGAUGGGUAUUUAGUUUGGGUAGAAAGGAACUGCAGAUGCUGGUUUACACUGAAGAUAGACACAAAAUGCUGGAGUAACUCAGCGGGACAAGCAGCAUCUCUGGAUAGAAGGAAUGGUUGAAGUUUCGGGUUGAGACCUUUCUUCAGACUGAGAGUCAAGAGUGAGGGAGACACAGAGACAUGGAAGGGUAAGGUGCAAAAACGAGAUAUCAAAGGGGACGAAGAACAAGGAAAAUGUAGAAUAGAUCAUUGUUAGCUAGGGGAAGGUGACAACGAAGCAUACAAAGAUAUACAAAUUUGGACAAAGACCAGACUGGUCGGAGAACUAGGAUGGGGGAGGGAUGGAGAGAGAGGAAAAGCUAAGGUUACUUGAAAUUAGAGAAGUCGGGGUUGUAAGCUGCUUAAGCGAAAUAUGAGGUUGGUGAGAUGAAAUAUUAGUUUGAUGAGCUCAGCCAAACCAGACCAUCAGGCAAAAUAAAAUUCUCUUGGUUUUGUUUUGGAUGGGAGCCAAAGGGGAUUCAACCCUUGUUCCUCCAGUCGUGAUCAGAAAACACUGCUUCAGUGAUUAUUAGAGAAGAGAAAUGAGUUUGCCCUGGUGGAGCCUGGAAAAAUUAUUAGGGUUGGGAUCACUUCAGUGGUGGGAUGGUGAAAUACUAAAACUGAGAAGAAUUUACAACAUUUACCACUGAGAAUGACUCGAGAGGGUUUGUACUAUGAGUAUGAUGAUAUGGGGUUUAUUGUGCUGAGAGAGAGAGAGAGUAAUUUGCGAUUAAGAAAAUCUAAAAUAAACAUGGUUAUGGCAGGGCAAUAUUUUCCAAAUCAAUGGAAGAAAUGGGAGAUAGUUACAAUAAGAAAAAUAAUAAUAUUUUACUUUUGUGCAAAGGAAAUAUCAAUAUGUACAAACUGUCUGAAUGUGUUAAUAAAAAUAAAAAGUAUGCCUUUCACUUAAAUUAAUCUGUGUAAUUCACUUCAACUCCAGUUUCUCAUCAUUCUAUGGCUGUAAAAGUUUAUUGUAAAUUCCGUUUGAUUUCUUGGUGGCAGCUUUCUGUUGACAGCUUCUAUUCUCCUGUUCCUUAUAAGUGGAAAGG